Adineta ricciae is the source of this 855-nucleotide messenger RNA. Lineage: Eukaryota; Metazoa; Rotifera; Eurotatoria; Adinetida; Adinetidae. The record is from the annotation of a GenBank genome assembly.
AUGACAACAUCGAUUGAUUGUCAAGAACUUCAGAGAGAAGAAAUCGAAUCGUUAGAAACCAUCUUCGGUUCGGCAUGGUCAAAAUAUGAUGAAAAUAGUGAAACAUAUCGAGUCGCUCUUGAAAGAAAUCCAGAUCAACGCAUUGAAUUGCAAGUCACUUUUAUCGAUGGGUAUCCUCUACGGGCUCCAAUCAAGUAUUCUCUCUUUGCCCCUUGGCUUAAAGGAGACAAACGACAGAAGUUAAUGGAGGAACUGCAUGAAACUAUUCAACAACACAGCAAUGAAUCAGUGGUUUAUUGUUUAACGCAGACGAUAUAUGACUUUCUUGAUGAAAAAUUUCUAUUUUUAACUGACGAACAGUAUGAGCAUUCGGAGAAAAGUGACGUCAGUCAUGAAAACGAAGGUAAUGAUCACGUAAAAUAUGCCAAGCGAUUACCCAUUCCUAAGCUAUCACCAGAAGAAAAGUAUACUUGUCCAGAAAUCUUUACCGGUGAGCCCAUGGAAGAAGAUCGUGCUAGUGUUUUUCAGGCACAUUGCGCGCGCAUUGAUCAUGAAUGCCAAGUUCAAAUGGUGUUAGACGAAUUGAAAAAGCAUAAAAAGAUUGCAACUGCGAAACAUAAUGUCUAUGCUUACAGAGUCACUGCGGAAAAUGGUAAACUUCUUAGUGAGUGUAAUGAUGAUGGCGAAAAUCGCGCUGGUGAAUGGGUUUUAGAGCCGUUGAUACAUAACAAUUUGAGCAAUGUCAUGGUUGUCGUUACACGUUGGCAUCGUGAUUACUCAAUUCAUAUGGGCGCCGGACGUUUUACAGCUUACAAACAAUGUUGUGCGGAUAUAAUAAAGAACUUUUUGAAAUAG